Messenger RNA from Scylla paramamosain (green mud crab), 4695 nucleotides. It is a transcript of the gene Tmem214, whose product is annotated as transmembrane protein 214-B-like. Gene Ontology annotation, cellular component: Golgi apparatus; endoplasmic reticulum. NCBI's taxonomy places the organism in Eukaryota, Metazoa, Arthropoda, Malacostraca, Decapoda, Portunidae. The transcript is spliced from 14 exons. The record is from RefSeq and is a predicted model, not a curated record. The coding region runs from base 35 to 2041 and encodes 668 amino acids.
CAGCGCCAUAGCAGUGCAGCCUGAGCAGGUGAACAUGGCCGCCGCAGGAGAGUGGGAGCUGGUCAAAAACUCGAGGAAGAAAGCCUCCUCUGUGCCAAAUGGAAAGCUCAGCAAAGAAGAGAGGAAAAACUUCAUCGAAAAGACCCCCAGAGUGACAGCGACGGGAGCAAUAGAAUCACCAGCAGCCGGUAAGGAGAACCGCAAGCCCAAAGCAUCCAAGAUUGUUAAUGCACCAAAAAAGAAACCUGAGAAGAAACAUAAUGAAGGCCCACAUCAGCCAGGCACUCUGCAGGAGGCCAUAGGCAGACUCAAUGUAGGACAAAUGCAGAACCUGCUGGAUGUUGUUAAGUCACGGUUUCAUGACUCCCCAUUGAUAUGGCUCAAAGACCUGACCUCUUACCUCAAUGUACGAAUCAAUCCAAUCCACGCACCCGACCCUGCUUUCAGGGGCCAACCACCCUUGUAUCCAACAUCUAUGCUCAGUAAUGGGGUGAAGAAUUUAUUAAUUGAAACGUUCACAAGCUGUAAUGACUCUGUGUUGGCAGCGUUUCACAAGCACUGCAUCACUUCAAUGGUACAAGAACAAGUAAAGGGACUCAGUGUUGUCGGGUACAAACUAUUUAUACAAAUGCUAUCCAUCCAACAUCCACAAGCGGGUUUAGUCAAUCUACCAUUUUACUGUGAGCUGCGGCACAGCAUUCAGAACCAGACUCCUACCUGCCUCUCCCUCCUGUGGGCAGUAGGGCAGCUUGGCCACAAUGACUUCAUUACUGGCUUAAAAGUGUGGCUAGACCUGAUGGUACCUCUCAUUGGUCUGAAGCACUACUCUGCAUUCGUGGUGGACUAUGGCAGCACAGUGUUUGGGAGUGGUGGGGGAGAUGGUGCCCAGUCCUGUGGGGAAGUACUGGGUGUGCGGGAAUUCUUCACCAUACUGGACUUCACCUGGUCUUCAUCAGGAUCUCUAACCAAGCCUGUCCAGAGGCAGCUAUUUGCCCUGUAUCCCAAAGUGAAAACAGCAGCUUUUAGUUCCAGUCCAGAAGUUACAUUACGAAACUUCUUCCCAUCCUUUCUGCGACGCCUGGAUGUAAACAUUACUCAUCUAUUGAGAGUUGAGCUGCUGACCUGCCUAGUACAGUGCUUGACACAGGACCCUCAGUGUUGGAAUGUGUGGUCACAGCUAUAUCUGAAACACCUGGUACAGUCAUCCGUCCUGCUGGAUCACUUAGGGAGAGAGUGGAAGGUAUUGAACCAGUCACUAAGAAUUAAGAGGAAGGAAGUGAGAGAGACCAUAGAGAAAUUUGCCCAGAGCAACAAGCAGAUGUCCCACAAGGCUGCAGCUGUACCUGGAGUCCUUGAAGCAACACAUGCCACUGAGACACUCUUAAAGCAGAUGAACACUGUAAAGAAAACGUCACAUCGACCCAGUUUACUUAACUUCUUGACCAUUCUGCUGGUGACAGCAGUUGUAUGGGACAUCCGAAGUGCUGGAUCUUUCAAAGGAUCAAAAUUAGGACAGACCAUAGAAAGGCUAGGAUUAACUCCAUACCUGAUAACAGCUGGAGAAUAUGGUAGAGCUGCAUUUAUUCAUUCUUAUAGGUGGUGUGCAACAAACUUACCAGUGUACUACAGUCGAGGGUGUGAACUGGCAGGUCCUUAUCUUCUCCUCUUGCUGGAGAAAGUUGAAUGGGUUUUUGCUUACUGCUGGGCUGCAAUGAACUCAGCCUCUCAGUACAUCCCUCCUUUAAAAGAAAAGAUGGAAGCUACACUUCCUGGUGCAACUGCUUCUUUAAGUUACUAUUGUGGUAUUGUUCUGCAGUCAUUGCAAGACGGGUUCCUCUACAUACAAAAUGCAUCUUCACCGUACUUGGCACAGGCUCAUGCUUUUGUGUCCUCCAGAAUUUUUGUAGGACCACUUGCUCCUGAAAAAUUACAAGAGUAUGUGGUGGGUGCAGCUGAGUAUGUGAGCCAGCUUUUCCUGCAGCUGCAUGCUUCCCUUGUUAGUGCCCUUGAGGAGGCCAACAACGGUAGCAAAACCAGCUAAGCUGCAAUAUGGAUGCUCUCACAAAAAAAUUCAUUAGUUUGGUUGCCACUUUGGGUUCACAUGUUCGGAAUUGGAUGCAGUACAUGUUAUGGGGUUUAUUAGGUGACAAGGUGUUUGCAUUCCAUGAGUAAAAUUAUAGGUCUUAUAUAACUUAAAAUAAUCUCUGUGUUGAUCAUUGACAAGUAUUGAGCAUAUUGGUUUCAAAGCAUAUACAAAUGAACUAACAUAUUUAUUGUGUGCAAGUUGUAGAUUGAACUUUGCUCAAAACUUAUAUAUAUAUAUAUAUAUAUAUAUAUAUAUAUAUAUAUAUAUAUAUAUAUAUAUAUAUAUAUAUAUAUAUAUAUAUAUAUAUAUAUAUAUAUAUAUAUAUAUAUAUAUUUUUUUUUUUUUUUUUUUUUUUUUUUUUUUUUUUUUUUUUUCUCUCAAGUGCACAAGCUAUGUCUUAUGUCUUAAGGAAUUUAGCUCCUCAUAAGAUAUGCUGGAGUGCAACCUGUGCCUUACAGCUCGCUAGCAAUAGCCUCGCCUGUAGGAACCAUUCUUUGCUUUUAUCUCAUGUAGGAAUGUGAUAUUCUUACUGGUCAUAAAGGUAUAUAAUUUUAAGGUGAGGAUUGUCAUAUUUUUAUUAUUAAUGGUGUGUACCAAAAAUAAUUUAUUGUACGCGCACUAUUUUUCCGCAUUCUUGUAAUAAAUUGUUGCCAACAAGAACUUUUAACACUGGAAGGCUACCAUUGACUUACUGGAUAGCCAAGUGGUGGUGUGAUCCACAGUGAAGGAUUUACUUUCACAUUCUGUGGGAUAUCUCUCUCUCUCUCUCUCUCUCUCUCUCUCUCUCUCUCUCUCUCUCUCUCUCUCUCUCUCUCUCUCUCUCUCUCUCUCUCUCUCUCUCUCUCUCUCUCUCUCUCUCUCUCUCUCUCUCUCUCUCUCUCUCAAUCCACUCAUUUGAAGAGGGUAGUAUGUGACACUAGUGAUUUCUUUGCAAGAGUGGUUUUACAGUGCAAAAUCUCUCACUACAUGACAUGACAAUUUUUAGAUUUUUUUUAGUCUUAUAAAUAUUUCUUCACCAACAGAUACACUGAUAAAGAAUUUGAGUUUCAUGGCAAUAAUCUUAGUUUUUUCAUUUCAUGUUUUUGUUUUUAUGUUUUAGUGUGUAGCAUCAAUUUUUAUCUUUAUCUAAAAAAUAUGUGCAGUAAAACAAUAUUAUGACAUAUCUAAAGACAAGUGAAAGCCAAGAAGGACAAGUACGGAGAUGUGGAUGUUUUUCAUUAAUCUUGGACAUUUUUUACCAUAAUAUAUUACAUCUAUUAACUCCUGUUUUUUCAGUACUUGACACAACAGAAAGGUUGUGAGUUUGAUCCUAGCAAAUGUCAUUUUGUUGAUGGAAAAGGCAGUCUUCUUUUAUAACCCAAGUCACACCAUAUUAGUUUAUUCUUAUAUCUUCAUACCUCAGUCAUUUAAGUUCCUCCCCAUUCCCCAACCAAAAUAUAAUCUGCAUUUUCUGUCUGCAUCACAACCUCUUUCCAUCUCACGUACUUUGCUCACCCUUCCUAAUACUCACCUUAGCAUUUUUUUGUGGAUCUCAACAAACUAAAACUUUUCCUGAAGCAGCUACUUCUUAUUUGUGUUCAUAAUUGAGAAUCUAUUAGAGGCUGGUGAGUGGACAGUUGAUAAGCCCAUUUAAUCCUUCCUCUCCACUGGAGGAUUUGAAUCCUGAAAUGAGCUAAGAGUUCAUAGAUGACCAUACCAGGGACAAGGCAGUGACACACACACACACACACACACACACACACACACACACACACACACACACACACACACACACAUCCCCUUCCUCAAGAGGAAUGGUGACCCAGUAAUAGAGGGAAAAUUUUGGAUCUGAGCUGGAUUCAAUCUCUUGGUUUUCUCAGCCAGCAGUGAGUCACACCAAGCAUGUGACAUUUACUUUACUGCACACCAACUCUUUCCUUCACACAUGUACAUCUUUUGCUGUUUUUAAUGCUGAGGCCCCUGUCAUUCUAUGCUUCUUUUUGCCAAUAUCUCUUUAUUCUAUCUAGUUGUUCCCCUCUCUUUGUUACUUUUUACUGGGAUCUAUAUAAUGCUUUGUCAAUCAAAAAACAUGUCACCAUUUGACACUAUAGCUCUUAUUGCCAGAGUAAAAUGGCCCAUUACUAUCCAAAGUACUGUACAUCUUUUUUUUUUUUUUUUAUACUGCCAGCCCUCAUAAACUAAUUUCUCAAGCACAAUCUGCAUUUACAGAAAUUGUGGAUUAAAAGAAAAAAUUGGCCAAUAUGACUUGGAUUCACAAUUGCACUAUUUAGAAGUUUCAGAACCUUUUAGUCAUCUUGAAAAGAGCUUUUCAUGUAAAAAAAAAAAAAAUGAUGGUCCAAAAGGAAUAUGCAUUCAAUUGAAAUCAUAGUAGGCAUUAUUUUUUCUCCAUUCUUUCAUGAAAAACACAACACCUUCAAAAUGAGGCAAUGUAAUUGGCUUGGAAAUUUUAAAUAAUUUAAAUUUACAGCCUACAGUAUCAUCUUGGUACCUUAGAAUAUUCUGCUUAAUACUGUCAAUUUACUGUAUACAAAAAAACAUUUAUAUAAUAAUAACAAUUAAUAAUGAUUGAUAUAAUAAUAAAAAUCAAGCACUUGCUACACUGCUGGUUC